ACGAUUUGUCAACGUUAGACGAGCGUGUUGAGCGUGUGACUAACGUGUGAAUAACGACAGAAUAGCGUUUUACUGGUGUGUAAUUUUUACGGUCGAACGGGUACAAAACGCUGGAAAUUUCAUAGUGAACUCAGUUGUUCUUGUGAGUUUGAACAGUCAGCAUCAUGCCGCCAAGACGAAAAAAGGGUGGGAUGGGGGCUUCUGCUACUAGCGCUGCAAGUAAGAAGAAUGCAAAGCCUCUUUCACUAGCAAUGUCUUCGGACGAAGAAGAACACCAGGAGGAAGAGCACAUCCGAGAAGUAACGCACCAUGUGACACCCCCUGAAGACCCUAAACACCCUGAAAACCCCAACGUGGACGGUCCGACCAUAGCAAAGAGAGGGAAGAAGCAGAGAAAGGAUUGCAGGAUCCUGGACCGGGCGGUUGAGGACAGUCUGGUGGAGUUUUUCCGCGAAAACGAACUGCUGUGGAACUCACAGAAGACAGAUUACAGGAACAAGGCGAAGAGGCAACGGAUACUCGAGGCCAAGGCCACAGAACUGCAGAUCAGCGUGGACCACUUGUGGACCUGGUUCAAGUCCCUCAGGGACAUGUUCACAAGGCAAGUAUUUACGUUUAAAUUUUGGAAAAUGCUUCAAGUAAUUGCCCUGACUUUAAUAAUAAUGGAAUUUAUAUACUUACCACAUACCUACCAUAUACUUAUAUACUUACCAUAUUUUUGCCGUAUGCUUAUAAUAUCUACCAGGUUGGACAAGAAGAAGAGUGGGGAUGGCCAGCAACAAUUGGCGGAGAGGGAGACAUGGAUAAAAGACAAAUUUGGAUUUUUCCACCGUGCUGUCAACCACCGAUCGAAGCCCGUCAAGAGUUUGAAGGCGAUCAUAGCCGAAAGUCAGGGCGACCUGGAUAAGGCUGAGCGGGCAGCGGCGGAGGAGAGGGAUGAAGUUUGAGUUUGAUGAGAACGUCACAGAACGUCAACCCACCCCAGCCCUGUCGGUGUCCUCCGACAUGUCGACCCUCCAGAGGAAGGCCAAGGAGAGCGGCGACAUGCUGACGAUGCUGCGUGAUCAACUCCCGCCUCCCGAGCCAGUCACCGAAAGGACCACCUACGCCGCCUACGUCAAAAGUGUGCUGCUGGGGCUGAGUUUAAAGGAC
Messenger RNA from Mercenaria mercenaria, 1152 nucleotides. RefSeq lists its product as uncharacterized. NCBI's taxonomy places the organism in Eukaryota, Metazoa, Mollusca, Bivalvia, Venerida, Veneridae. Gene Ontology annotation, biological process: regulation of transcription by RNA polymerase II. The transcript has 2 exons. The record is from RefSeq and is a predicted model, not a curated record. Bases 165 to 947 code for a protein of 260 amino acids. Gene Ontology annotation, cellular component: transcription regulator complex; nucleus.